Molecule: messenger RNA, 2160 nt
Organism: Miniopterus natalensis
Lineage: Eukaryota; Metazoa; Chordata; Mammalia; Chiroptera; Miniopteridae
Product: transmembrane epididymal protein 1-like
Source: RefSeq, a predicted model, not a curated record
UAGAGAACAACACAGAUGCCAAAGCUCUUCCUUUUCUGUAACAGAGAAAUCGAAACUCAACUAAUCAGGGGGGAAUUUGGACUGGAAUCCUGGUCUCUCAAUUGCCAGCCAUUAUUUUUUUCAUUUCACAACCAUGCCUUCCUAAAGCUGAGGUUCUACAGCAGAAUGUUCACAGUGACUAUCGUCAGGCUUGGAAUUGCAGGUGCUUGUUUUUCUCUAAUUUUUUGCUUAUGAAUUUUUCCAAAUGUUUCUGCAAAGGCAAUGUAUUAAUUUUUCAGUAGUCAUCUAGUGCUUAGAACACUUUCUACAAUGGCAAAUGAUAAUUUAAGAGAAAAUAACGCUGAUGAGCUAAUUCACAUUAAAUACAAGUAGAUCAAUAAAUGUACUUGUCUCAAUAUCUCUAUAUUUUAAUAAGAAAUUACACUUUAACAUCCCAAAAUUGAUCCCAAAGGUGGCUUUUCAGGUCCAACUAUUGUCCAGUGGAGAUAGAUUUGGAGGCAGGUGAGGGGCUUUCCUGGUGGUUCCCCAAAUCUGUUACAGAAGAAUGAAGAGGUCAGGUAAGGCUUAAUAUGUAUAUGUGUGAGCUCACCUCCAAAUGUUUAUAAACUUUUCUGUUCAGAAACAAUAUAUUGGCUUACAAUAUAUGAACAAAGAUAUCAGUGAGGAGUCUUAACAGAUGUAUAAAUAUUUAUAAGGAACCCAGGCUUUAUCUGGAUAAUCUCCAUGUUCACACACCUCUCCACUGCUCCUCUAAGCACUGGAGCAGAGCAGAGAAAACUAAGCCAUGGGAGAGAAGGACAACUACGACCAAAGACAUCUCAAAUGCCCAAACACAGAGCUCAUGAGAACACACAUUCUCACAGGUACACACCAGGAAAUAUUCAUCUUCCUUCUUUGACAGAAGUCAGUUAGUUCCCAGUGUACUAGAAUGGAAUGUAGUAAUGAGACCCACCUCACCAAAAGUGUAGGCUUCUGUCCAGAACUUUCCAUUCUGCCUGGGAGCAGUGGGCAGAGAGAGAUAAUAAAAGUAGGGAGAAGUUAGCUCUUUAUAUGCAGCCCAAAACUUGAGGGGGUCCUCAAGAGAGAGGACAGAGAAGUUCUGAAUUCUCUUCUUCACUCCUUAGUCAGAAAGAUCAUUGGGAACUUUCAUGGGAAAGUUCAAUGGUCAUUUAUACCCAGGGCUAUAUCUUUUCUCUUAUGGACUGUAUCAGGCAACAGUGGUCUUUAAGGCCAUGAUAGUCAAUGACUCUCUCCUGUAUCCUUCAUGUUCUCCAAGAAAUAAGGGAAUAUGGGCCAGGUUGUGGGAAAUAUCCUACCAAAGUUUGUUGAAAAUAGUGACGGGUUCCAUCUUAACGCUUUAUGUGGUCUUCUGUCUUGAUGAUGGGAUGGUGCUGAUGAACAGGGAAAUACCACCAAGAUUUAUGUACCCCAAAGAGUGGCAGCACCUCACCAUGUUCAUCCUCCUCACCCUCAGUGGCUGCGUAGAUGUCACGAGCAAGAACUUGCUGCCUCAGAGGUGUGUGCUCCUAGAAAAAGGUACCCUGACCCUGACCUUCUAUGUGCUCUUGCUGCUGUUGGUGUCACAUGUUCAAGAUUCAACAGGGGUGGAGCUGCAGGUUCAUUCUCUACUCAUCUUGGUGGUGGUCCUGCUGGUGCUGGUGUUGACCAUGGAGCUGUGGGCUCCCAGAGUGUUUCACCUCUCAUUGAUGGAGAUCUUUCUGUUUCUGAUGAUGGGCUCCUGGCUGAUGCAGGCAGGUUUUAUUCUGUACAAACCAGUCACCGGCUAUCCAUGGCAGGAUGAUGACAUCAGUGACAUCAUGUUCGUCACCACCUUCUUCUGCUGGCAUGCGAUGAUCAAUGCUUUGUGCCUGUUGGGAAUCUAUGGAGUGUCUUCCUUUUGGCAUCAUUGUUACAGUCCCAGCUUGAAGCUAACAGGAUGCAAAGAAGCACCAUAUUACGGGAGCACUGAAGGACUCAUGCACAAAUUACUGCUGGAAGUGGAGCAGCCGGAGAAAGAUGACCAAGCUCUUCUCCUUCCAGAGAGCUCACCCUGAGACAGGGCCUAGGAUGCCUGGCACACUGUCCACCCCUUCUUCCUCCUUGUAGGUUCUCUGACAUGAGCGUUGUAGCCUCUUUGGUCCCCAGUGAAGGUAAUGGCCG